Molecule: messenger RNA, 340 nt
Organism: Neomonachus schauinslandi (Hawaiian monk seal)
Lineage: Eukaryota; Metazoa; Chordata; Mammalia; Carnivora; Phocidae
Product: tubulin beta-4B chain-like
Exons: 3
Coding region: 1-279 (92 amino acids)
Biological process (GO): microtubule cytoskeleton organization; mitotic cell cycle; neuron migration
Cellular component (GO): microtubule; cytoplasm
Molecular function (GO): GTP binding; GTPase activity; structural constituent of cytoskeleton
Source: RefSeq, a predicted model, not a curated record
AUGUAUUUCCAGUCUGAGUCCAAAGGCCUGGGAAUCCAGAGAGCCAAUGGUUUUUGGGAGGUCAUCAGUGAUGAGCAUGGGAUCGACCCCACUGGCAGUUACCAUGGAGACAGUGACUUGCAGCUGGAGAGAAUCAACGUGUACUACAAUGAAGCUGCUGGUAACAAAUACGUACCUCGGGCCAUCCUGGUGGAUCUGGAGCCGGGCACCAUGGACUCCGUCAGGUCUGGACCAUUCGGCCAGAUCUUCAGGCCGGACAACUUCGUGUUUGGUAUGUAGUCACGAUCAGUGGCAACUGGCUCAGUGAGUCUCCCUUCUCAACACUGUGGAAGUCAGAGAU